AAAAUAGAAACGCAAAAUGGUGGUUCUCAAGACACAGUCCGAAUGGGGCUGCGCACCUCCUCCCCAAACACCAUACAGCAUCAUUUCCAACUUGCCAGAAUGGGAUCUCUGGUUAAAUCUCCGCGGGGGCGACGCAUCCAAAGUGGUCACUGCGACACACAUCUAUCCGCGUCUUGCUCCGACACAGGCCGCUCGUGCACUCACCGACGCCAUUGCACAGAGACUCGGGCUGUCGGACAAGUUGUGCAUGGCAUACUAUAACCCCAUGAUGUGGAAGUACACAGCCAACCAUGUACAGCACAAGUUCAGAAAGGAAUAUGCCAUCACACCCGAUAAGCUCGUUUUCAAAGCUGUAGAUAUUGCUGGCCACCGACUCUACGCUAUCCUGUACGACAAGCAGAACGCCAAGGCACUCGGACUCAGCUGGAAGACGCCCGGUAUCGGCCUGUCCAUCCGGGCCGCAGAGUACUUGCUAAAGCAUAUCGAUACCAUGAAUGAGGUUCAAUGCGCAUUCGAUGUACCGCCAGAGCCGACGUGGACGCCUGAAGGGCCCGCGCAUCAGCUCCUGCGCCAGCGUGUAGUGGACUUGCUUCACCAUGGAGCCAUUGACCCGAGUAACGUGACCUGUAAAGCAAGCGACGUCUUUUUAUAUCCUACCGGCAUGGCAGCUGUCUUUCAUUCGAAUGGUAUACUGGAGAAGUAUAUCCCGGACGGCAUGAACAUUGAGAUGGGUGUUGUUUUCCACAGCACUCAUGAGCUGAUGUACGAGGAUAGCAUCAACGGUUGGAAGCACUUUGGCCGAGUCGACACACAGUCUCUUGAUUCGAUGGAGGCUUGGUUGCGGGAUGGAAACCGUGUUUCGUACGCGAUUAUUGAAUUCCCUGGAAACCCUACGCUUGAGUCUGUUGACUUGCACCGCUUGAAGGCACUGGCUGAAACGUUCAACUUUGUGCUCAUUGUCGACGAUACAAUCGGUAGCGCCAGCAACAUUGACGUCUUUGCGCUCUCAGAUAUGACACUUACGUCGCUCACCAAGUCAUUCAGCGGUAGGGCAGAUGUGCUCGGUGGCAGUGUUGUGCUCAACCCUCUCUCGAAACACUACAGCGAGCUCUCUCGCCGUUUCAGCGUGGCCCAUCACAACGAACUGUUUGCUGACGAUGCCGCUGUUCUGCUCUCCAACUCACAGGACUACUUUGCACGAGCUACCAUUCUCAAUGCCAACGCGCGAGGCAUGGCUGAAUUCUUGCACAAGAGCAUCACCGAUGUACCGGAUUCACCAGUUAUCAGCGUGCAGUACCCCUCCUUGAUGGACAGCAAGGCGAAUUUCGACAAGUUCAAGAGGAAGAGUACUGCAGAGAUGCCUGAUCCAGGCUAUGGAUGCCUUCUAACCAUAAACUUUGAGAGUUUGGAGACUGCUAAGGCAUUUUAUAACAACUGUGGUUUCUACUCGUCGCCGCAUCUGGCUGGACAUGUUACUAUAAUGUUUCCGUACAACAUGCUCAUGUUUGGCGGUGACCCCAAGGAGGCUGAGGAGUACAGGGGCUACGGCGCAAUUGAGGAGAGUAUCCGUAUAUCUGCUGGUUUGGAAGAUAUUAAUGAUCUGGUUGACACGUUACAAUCUGCUCUUGACAAGGCUAUUGAUGUGAAGAAGAAGGGUGCUGCUGCUGCAGAAAAUUAGGAGCGAAUGUCAUCGUCAAGAGAACCAUGUUAGUGCGCAGGUUUAUUGGUAUAUGAGAAGAUCACGUUCUAUGGUUCUAAUCUGACUGUUAUCGCUACGCUAUGAAGACGCAAUGAAUCGAUGAUCGAUAACGAAUCUACGGAGUGUGAGGAGGAGUGCGGAAGUCGGUAAUGUAGUGCACCAUCUCCAUGCCAGACUCAGUGUAUCCGCACUUUUCGUAAAACUUUUCCUUUUCUUGGCUGCAGUUGAGAAUCGUCUUUGUGCAACCGGCGCUCUCGGCGACAGAGUUGAGGGCUCUCAUCAUGAGGAGGCCGAGGCCCUUGCCCUGGUGUUGCUUAGCGAUGCACACCUCUUCAAUGUGGCCGACGACGGCGCGGUUGUGGAUG
Molecule: messenger RNA, 2064 nt
Organism: [Torrubiella] hemipterigena
Lineage: Eukaryota; Fungi; Ascomycota; Sordariomycetes; Hypocreales; Clavicipitaceae
Source: the annotation of a GenBank genome assembly